AUGUCCUGCUCGGUCGCCAUCCCCAGCUCGCCGGUCUUCUCCCCGUCGCGCCGCCCGCUCUCCUGCAAGGCCGCCUCCGCCUCGCCGGACUCCUCGCCCGCGCCGCCGCCCUCCGCCGCCGGCUCGCCGCUCCGCCCCUUCUCGCUGCUGCGCGCCCAGAUCCGCGACGAGGCCUCCCCGACGCCUCAGAAGGCCGCCCCCGCCGGCUCGGUGCUGAAGAGGCGGCGCCCGGCGCCGCUCUUGGUGCCGGUGGACGGCGCGGCGGUCGCUGCUGCCGCUGCGGCGGCUGUGGCCGCCGUCGAGUCGGAUCCGAGCAACGAGGUGGAGGAGGCGGCGGAUGAGUUCGCCGCCUACUGCCGCAGGGGGAGGGGCAGGAGGAGGGUGGAGAUGGAGGACCGGCAUGUCGCCAAGGUCGCGCUCGGCGGAGACCCCGAUGUGGCGCUGUUUGCCGUCUUCGACGGCCACGGCGGGAAGAGCGCGGCGGAGUUCGCCGCCGAGAACAUGCCCAGGUUCAUGGCAGAGGAGAUGAACAAGGUUCACGGCAGUGACAGCGCCGAAAUCGAGGCGGCUGUAAAGACGAGUUACCUCAAGACGGACGAGGAGUUCCUCAAGAGGGAGGAGAGCGGAGGGGCAUGCUGCGUCACCGCAUUGCUGCACAAGGGCGGCCUCACCGUGUCCAACACAGGGGACUGCCGCGCCGUCCUCAGCCGGGCCGGAAAGGCGGAGGCGCUCACCUCCGACCACCGGGCCGCCCGCGACGACGAGAGGCAGAGGAUCGAGAACCUGGGCGGAUUCGUGGUGAACUACCGAGGAACAUGGCGGGUGCAGGGCUCCCUGGCGGUGUCCAGAGGCCUCGGCGACGCGCACCUGAAGCAGUGGGUGGUCGCCGACCCAGACAGCAGGACACUCCUCGUCGACCCGGAGUGCGAGUUCUUGUUGCUCGCCUCCGACGGCCUGUGGGACAAGGUGGAUAACCAGGAAGCCGUGGACAUCGCCAGGCCUCACUGCAUCGGCAGCGACAAGGCUUCUCGCGUCGAUGCGUGCAGGAGGCUUGUCGAAACCGCGGUUUCCAGGGGCUCCACCGACGACAUCAGCGUUCUGAUCAUACAACUGCACAAGUUCGCAGCUUCUUCUUGACUUGACAUUGCUAGGAAGUAGC
Messenger RNA from Lolium rigidum, 1159 nucleotides. RefSeq names its product probable protein phosphatase 2C 32. The coding region runs from base 1 to 1137 and encodes 378 amino acids. The transcript has 3 exons. Gene Ontology annotation, biological process: protein dephosphorylation. Gene Ontology annotation, molecular function: cation binding; protein serine/threonine phosphatase activity. The record is from RefSeq and is a predicted model, not a curated record. NCBI's taxonomy places the organism in Eukaryota, Viridiplantae, Streptophyta, Magnoliopsida, Poales, Poaceae.